GCACACGGGGCCACCAUACGGGUCUUAGUCGUCUCAGCCUAUCUAAAUACUUAUCUGCAUUCACAAUCAUCGCUAUCAGGACAAGUCGUUUUGCCCUCGCGCACACAAUGAAGGUGACCGACUUUGUGAAGAUGUGACCCAAAUUAUAAACGCGACCACGUAAACAAAGCAAAAUAUUCGUCGGCACCACGAAUGAGGUUUCUGCAAAUAGGUCAUCCAGUUCAAGUUGAUGUUGGAGCUGAAUACAGGAUACAGUGUUACAUCCUUGACUUGCUGAGUGUGCUACGCAGAGAGACAACAUUUCACCACCUGACAGUCAAAGGGACAUAGUUACAACCAGGCCUUGUUGAGACACUUCGAGCCGGCAACAGUGAAGGGACUGGUCAUUAUGGAACGGACUGGUCAUUAACAAUAGGUUCAAAAGCAGACCUAGAAUGCCAUCCAAGCACUGUAGAUUUCAUUUUCAUCAAAAUCACUGAGAAGCAGACAAUAUUCGAGUCGAGAUUAUUCGAAACAGUAACAGAUCGAUUCUGGUGUUUACGAGGCAUAAAAGUGUCAUCUGUUGUUUGAAGAUGAACUUGCAGUCAGCUGAGACGUUCCGAUAUGUUUCAUAUCUGUUAUAACCGCUUACUUCAUGGCAUUAGUUAGUAGCAGUUAGAUCAGUCGAUGUGUUAUUGCUUUAUCAGACGAUUCUGCACGGCGAACCUGCUCACAAAAUCGAGUUAAAUCCUAAAUUUCUGUAAACGAUGUCUGCCAUGUUUUCCCCUUCUUUCCACAUGCAGUGGUGCUAUACUGAAUAUUGGCUUGAGGUCCAGAAAUACCCCACGUGACCAAAUGUUAUUUUCUCCUCGCUGCCUAGGGAAGGUUAGUGAAGCUAAUUAGCAACUGUCAUACGUAAGCUGUUAUUCGUUGAUAUUACGAAUGUCACAUUACAUUCGCUGUUGGAGACCUGGUAUCAGUGGCAUCUUUGACGUAAUCUCAUUAGCCAUGGUGUUACUGUCGUUCCACACAAUAGCUACUCGGGAUGUACACCUUAGCUUCUUCAAUCACUCUCGGCAAAGCCAAUUGAUAGAGUUCAUUCAGGAGAUAUAAUGAGAAAGUACCACUGGAACAUUCGAUUUUAAUUGGGAGACUAUUUACACAGGAAAAUUCAUUGUGAAGGUGUAUCCUUUCCAUACCGUAUAUGGACGAUGGAGAAUGGAUAGAGGGGUUAUCACACACUCUGACCGCAGCAUCCAUCCGACAUCUGACCUUGGAUAAACUUGAAAGGAACCGCAGAACUAUGUAACAAUAUAAACCGUCUGGCCUUAGUACUCUAAGGUAUGACAGAGACGCGAUGAGUGACAUGAACCGUUCAUUGAUUGAGUCGAUCUUGAACGUGAGCGAGUUGGUGACGGGAGACCUGUGUUUCGGAGUUCAGGCGACUAUUGGCAUAAACAUGAUUGUUACAAUCUUCACCAACGUCCUCCUGGUAUUGAUCAUCUCCCGUAGCACCAGUUUACAGGCCGCACCCAAUACCUUCCUUCUCAACAUUUGCUACGCCAAUCUCAUCCUUGCGGUGGCAAUGGCGGCCACUUUACUGACACAUCUCCUUCAACCAGAGCAUUACGCCACCCACAGAAUCAUUGAAAACGUCUCGCUCUUCUUUAAGGCUUGGCCCAACUUCAUGUAUCUGUCGACCUUCACCUUCAUUGGGUAUUUUCGGCGGAGGAUGCUUCAAACUCCAGUGUUGACGCUGUGUGCGCGGAAGAAGUUGAUCCAUAGGUUAGUGUGGAUUUCUCGCAUUCAUGCUCCUGUGAUGAGCCUGAUGGUGGUGCUGUGUGUCAAGGACGAUCUGUAUAGCAACAUCGCCAUCUCCUACUCUCAGACAUCGUACAAGCGCACCACAACAAUAGCCUGGCCACAGAUCAUAGCACUCGCCAUUGAAUUUGCCAAUUGUGCUGCUUUUUUAAUUUCGAUCUUUGUCCUCUAUAUUCAACUCUUCAAAAUGAGUCGCAUUGGCAAAAAUAAAGUUCUUCCGAAACGGACAAGCGCUUUCCGACUCCGAAUCAACAGGAACAUGUCAUCCUUUCAUCUCGACCAGACACAACCCAAUGAGACAGGUCGCCCGUACGUUUUCGGUGAGCCGCUCAACAUAUUCAGUGUCUUCUACACGAAAGCGGAGCAGAGUGUGGCGUUCAAGGACAUCUUGGAGCAUCCACAGCAGAAUGGAACACGACGGCAGUGUAGCAACUUUAGCCGGGGCAAUUUGACCUCUGUGCAGGCCCAAUCACCACAGUUCUCGGACAUUUCCCCCGGGGCUCAGCUCAAAAAUUAUAACCAAGCCACUUUACGGAGAACCUUAGCGAUCCGGAGAGACACCAAUACUCACACCAGUGCUCUUCAAAAUGGCUUCAUCCUCGUCUCCAUCUACGCCAUAUUCACUGCCCCGGCCAUGUGUACCUGUGUAAUCGUCUUGUUCUCGGAGCUCACCAUCGAGGUCAUGAUAUUGAGAUACAUAGGGAAUAUGCUUUACUUCUUGCUUGGCCCAGCAUACCCUAUAUUCUACUUCAUCUCAAAUAAGAAGGUCAGACGGUCGAGUUUUAAAUUCCUUGUUUACUGCUCACGAAGAGCAACCUCUCUUUUCCAGGGUUUUACCGAUGGGUGAUUAGACUAGGCCUAUAUAUAUCUGAUCACUGUUGGUCUGACUGAGCGCUUUCCAGUUUGUUCUAUUAAACACUAUUUGUAUCAAAAUGUUAUCAUUUAUUUAUCUAACAC
Lineus longissimus is the source of this 2757-nucleotide messenger RNA. RefSeq lists its product as uncharacterized. Lineage: Eukaryota; Metazoa; Nemertea; Pilidiophora; Heteronemertea; Lineidae. The transcript has a single exon. The record is from RefSeq and is a predicted model, not a curated record. Bases 1337 to 2647 code for a protein of 436 amino acids.